Osmia bicornis bicornis is the source of this 2970-nucleotide messenger RNA. RefSeq names its product dnaJ homolog subfamily C member 5 (gene Csp). The record is from RefSeq and is a predicted model, not a curated record. Bases 193 to 921 code for a protein of 242 amino acids. NCBI's taxonomy places the organism in Eukaryota, Metazoa, Arthropoda, Insecta, Hymenoptera, Megachilidae. Gene Ontology annotation, cellular component: type Is terminal bouton. Gene Ontology annotation, biological process: regulation of neuromuscular synaptic transmission. The transcript has 7 exons.
UUUUGGUACUAAAAUAUUGAAUCCUUUUCCUUGCUAUCAUCCGACACAACAUCUAUUCAAAAAGUUACGAGCAUUUAAUGACGAAAAUCAUGUACUUGUAGUAUAAGACGUCGAACAUUCAAAAUAACUUUGUAGAAAAUUAAUUCUACUUUUUUCUAUCGUACAAUCAAAUAACGCAAAUUUCCAUUAAACAUGGAUAAAAGAAAAAUGUCGACAGCAGGGGAUUCCCUGUACCAAAUAUUAGAAAUUCCAAAAACUGCCACUCCUGAGGAAAUCAAAAAAACUUAUAGAAAAUUAGCAUUAAAAUAUCAUCCUGACAAAAAUCCAAAUAAUCCAGAAGCAACAGAAAAGUUUAAAGAAAUAAAUAGAGCCCAUUCUAUAUUAACAGAUUUAAGUAAACGAAACAUAUAUGAUAACUAUGGGUCCCUUGGAUUGUACAUUGCUGAACAAUUCGGCGAAGACAAUGUUAAUGCAUACUGUGUUAAUUGCCGUUGGUUCAAUGCACUCUUCUUCUUUUGUGCUUUGAUAACUGCGUGUUAUUGCUGUUGUUGUUGCUGCUGUUGCUGCAACUUCUGUUGUGGCAAGUGCAAGCCUACACCACCAGAAGAUAGUGGAGCAUACCAUAAUUUACAGCGUGACCAGAAUCCAGAUGUCGAUGUCGUGACGAAUCAACCCAGAGCCCCGGCCAAGGAAGAAGAAAGUGACGAGGAUGCGAUCAUAGCGCAACCACAGGGUGGUCCUCCAAAUAAUUCUAACAACCAGCAACCCAUUUUCGCCAUGCCCCCGCCACCCACUACAGCUGAUGAAAACACAAACUUAAACAGUGGUGCUGAAAGAGUUAUUUACACGACUGCGGCAUCCACAAACCCCUUCGCUGCAGUAAAUGUUGGAACGACCGAUACGAGUACAACAAAAUGGUAGUCGCCGAAAGAUAGAGACAUUAUGGGGGUAUGAGCGUUAGAAAAUUCGUUCUAUAAUUUUUCAGGGGGUAGAAUUUAUGUACCUAUAUGAAUGAUGUACCAAGCAAAGAUAAAAUUUUGAAAAUAGUUCCAAUCAUUGAAGUUAAAAAUAAUCAACAUUAAUUAUCUAACAUAAAUUAUGAAAUUUAAAAAAAAUUCUGGGGUAUUUAAGUUUUUUUUUAUUAAGAAUCUUUAGAGUUUAAAAUAUGAAAUGAAUGUUCGUACGUAAAUACACCCCCUUCUGCGAAUAGACGUACCAGAAAAGUGACAAAGAUGGACCUUGGCAUAUAAUAUUUCAUUCACAGAUUUUCUAACAUUGUCAAUGGUAAAAACAAUAUAAUGAUAAACAUUUUGUCAAUGCAUGAAACACGUAAACAAAAUAUACGUACGCGAGUAUAAAUAUCAAUGGCUUAAAAUGAAUAGAAAACAUUGUUAAAAUUCCUGUUAAUUAAUCAUACCGUUAUGUGUUUAUCAUUAGUCUUGUUUAAUAUGAUAAUUAAUAUAGCGAUCGUUCAAAUGAAAUAAAAUAAAAAUUAUUCAUUUGUACAGUUAUAAAUGUAUCCAACUGCUACUUGUUCCAAUAGAUUUAUUUUAAAUAAUAAUUUUGCCAUAUAAAAGAUAGUUAUGUACAUAUAAGGAGUCAAUUCGUUUGAAUGCGGCACUUCCAGUGUUUAUUAGGAUGAUGUAAAAUUAAUGCACAGUAUUAAUAUUCGUUUCGAUUAUUUAUAUUCGCCGAGAAUAUUUUAAAUUUAUGAAAAAGUAGAUUCUAGGAGAAAAGAUUUAUUAUAUUGUUAAGUAAAUGUUAUGGGAAAUGAUAGAGGGAGAAAGACUUUUCUUUGAAAUAUUGUUUUAUACAACAACUAAUUUAUAAAAAAUUGUAAAUUGGAAAAUGAAUUAUGCUUUUAAUUAUUAAAGUUAAUAUUUGUAGUACAUGUACUGAAUAUGCUAAACUUUACAAUCCUCCAAUUUUUUACUACUUUGUUGUAAAGUAAGUAUUCUAUACAACAAAUGAGUCAAGAAGCUUGUUUCAGCUUUCAUGGAACUAAUUCCUAUUCAUAUUCAAUAUGUAUAUCUUUAUAAGUUACUUGAGAAAUGUAACAUAGAAAAUCGUAUGUGGUCUAUAAUUUUUAAUGUAAGAAUGAUAUUAAUAGACAUUAUUGUAUUCCAGGGAAACUGAAAAACUAUUUUUUAUUGUAAUAUAAGUAAUUGUAAAACAAAUAGUACAGAUUGUAUUAAUUUUACAACAUCCUAAUAUUAAUUAAUAAGUCGUUACACAGACAUAUGCCGUGAACUAUUUCAUUUAUAAUUAAAAUUAAACAAGUAAAUACUUACGUUACUCUAACAAUCCAAGGCUCGUACUAUAUUUGUAAAUAUCUAUGCAAUGUAUUAUGAAGUAGACAAUUAUUGAACUGGUGUCAUGCAAAUAUCAUGUAUGUGUAGUAUAAUACAUUAUACAUAUAUAAUACGAUUGUACGUAUGCACAUACAUAUGAGUAUGUAUACAGAGUGGGCCAUUUAAAUAAGAGUUUCAGGCAACUCCAAGCUAUGAAUGCACUAUACACAUUUACUUAACAAUUUUCUUGUGUCAAUAAUAGUAAUAGCCAUUACUGAAUUAUACUAAAAGAAUUUUGCAUUCUGUGCAUAAAUAUAUGCAUGCAUGCAUACACUCAUACAUGUAAUUUGUUGUUGAAAAAUCUGUAGAAUACAUUUUACGUGAAUGUAAUCUGUUAUGAACCUAUAUAUAUUUAUAUACACUUAUAUACAUUUAAUCAUGGUUUGAACAAUCUGUUAAAAGAUAGAAGGAGAAUAUGAUCCGUAUGGAUCAUGAGAGUUUCAAUUAAAUAUCUAGCAAUUAAAUAAAAAAUGAAAUGGUCUACACAAAAUUUGAGUACUGAAAGCCACUGUUCCUUUGUGCUAUUUCAUUACCUUCUCUCUUUGAUUUCGAAAUAAAAUAAAUUCAAAGUGUGAAAAAUUGUGUAACUUAUUAUAAGCAUAUUAUAUAAAAAAAAUAA